Molecule: messenger RNA, 6096 nt
Organism: Adineta ricciae
Lineage: Eukaryota; Metazoa; Rotifera; Eurotatoria; Adinetida; Adinetidae
Source: the annotation of a GenBank genome assembly
AUGCCACCACCAACAACUCAAACUCAACCUUCCGUUCAACAAUUAGCGUCACGGGAAAAUUCUUUAUUCAAAAAAGUUGUACGUUUCUAUGAGCAGAAACAGUACCGAAAAGGUUUAGCAGCUGCUCGUGAAAUAUUGAAAAAGUCUCCGAAUCAUGGCGAAACAUUGGCUAUGAGAGGAUUAAUUCUUAAUUCGAUGGGUAAAAAGGAAGAAGCUCUAGAAAGUAUUCGAAGUGAUCCGAACGAAAAUACGACGAAGCAAUCAAAGCGUACAAAAAAGCAUUACAGUGUGAAAAACUUAACUAUUCUCCGUGAUUUAUCAUUAUUGCAAAUUCAAAUGCGAGACUUAGAAGGUUACAAAGAAACUCGACAUCAACUGUUCAAUUUAAAGCCUGGUCAACGACAAUCUUGGAUUGGUUUUGCAAUGUCUUACCAUUUACUUAAGGAUUACGAUAUGGCACAAAGUGUCUUGGAAGAAUUUCGAAAAACCCAACUAGAUCGUCCUGCACCGACACCUGAUAAACUCUACGAUAAUGAACAUUCGGAAUUUUUGUUAUAUCAAAAUCUUGUUCUUCGUGAAGCUGGUCAAUACGAUGAAGCGCUGCGUCAUAUACAAGUUCAUGAAAAAGAUAUUUUCAAUAAAUUAGCAAUAGCUGAAAUCAAAUCUGACUUAUAUGUACGCUUGAAUUCCCAUGAUCGUGCUGAAAUAACUCUAAGAGAUUUAAUUGAACGAAAUCCUGAAAAUAAGAAAUAUUAUUACAUGUUAGAAAAAUGCUCAAAUUUAACAAAUACUGAUGAAAAAUCGAAAUUAUAUGAGAAUUUAAUUGAAAAAUAUCCCAAAGCCGAUGCACCAAAGCAAAUAUGUCUACAAUUUCUCAUCGGUGAACCAUUCACAAAAUCAAUGGGUUCAUAUUUACAGAAAGGAUUCCAAAAAGGUGUGCCAUCUUUGUUCCAAUCUAUGAAAUAUUUAUAUUCAUCUACAGAAAAAGUUCAAAUAAUUGAUAAACUUUUAAACACUUAUCUCUCCAAUCUAACUAAAUAUGGAACAUUUGACGUAUCAUCAGAUACUGACGAAGUUGAACCUGCAUCAACGAAUCUUUGGUUGCAGUACUAUCUCGCUCAACAUUAUGACUAUUUAAAUCAACCAGAUAAAGCUUUCGAAUUUAUUGAUCAAGCAAUUCGUGAUACACCAACACUUGUAGAACUUUACAUGUUUAAAGCCAAAAUCUUCAAGCAUGUAGGUGCUGUUCAAAUGGCUGCUUCAUUGAUGGAUGAAGCUCAAUCAUUGGAUACCGCUGAUAGAUUUGUGAAUUGUAAAUGUACGAAAUACUUCCUACGUGCUAAUCAGAUCAGUACUGCCUUAGAAACAGCGGGCAAAUUCACACGAGAAAAUUCAUCACCGGGCGAUUACCUACGUGAGAUGCAAUGCAUGUGGUUUGAGUUAGAAACAGCAAGAGCUUAUCGUCGUUUGAAAAAAUACGGUGAAGCAUUGAAGAAAUGUCAUGAAAUCGAUCGACAUUUUCAAGAGUUUGUUGAAGAUCAAUUCGAUUUUCAUUCAUAUUGUCUUCGUAAAAUGGUAUUAUGCGCUUACGUUGAUAUGCUCAAUCUUGAAGAUCAUAUGAAAGGUCAUCGAUUCUUUCGACAAGCUGCGCAGAUUGCCGUGGAGAUUUAUAUCCGUCUCUAUGAUCAUCCACUUUCGGAGCAUGAUGAUAACAAAGAUGAAAACCUCGCAAAUAUGUCUGCUUCCGAAGUGAAAAAGUUGAAAAGUAAACAACGUAAACAGCAAUUGCGUGAACAGCAAGAAAAACAAAAGCAGAUUGAUGCGGACCGUAAAAAGAAAGAAUUUCAACGUAAUCGGAAUAAAGAGGAUGCGGAAGAAGAGAAAGUCAAAGAGGACGAAUUCGUUUCUGAAAAACUCGAGCGCAGUGAAAAGCCAUUAGAAGAAGCAAUGCGUUUCUUACAACCACUCGAAGACUUCUCAUCCAACUUUCUCGAGACACACUACCUUGGCUUCGAAGUUUAUUACCGACGAAAGAAAUAUUUAUUAAUGUUGCGAUGUUUGAAACGAAUGAAAAAACUAGAUUCGAACAAUGCCAAAUUCCAUUCGUGUCUAAUGAAAUUUCUGAAAUCAAUGGAAAAUGAACCAAUUACCGACGACCGUCUUCGAACAAUCAUCGAUGACGAAUUGAAAUCAUUUGAUAUUAAACAAGGUGAUUCCGUGAAGAAAAUUGAAGACCUCAAUGCUGAAUUUCUUAAGAAAAAUAUCAAUUCAUUAACACAUCGUGCUGAAGCUGCGAAAGUCAUGCUUCUAAGUAAUCCAACAAACAAUUGCAAAGCUAUCGAAUUUCUAACAACAUUGGAUCCAAACUUUACUGAUCAAAAUUUAAAAACAUGUUCGAGUAUAUACGAAAGUCUGCAAUCAGGUGAUUAUGGAACAAUUGAAAACUCCGUUAUCGAAAAAUAUCGUAAUGAAUGUCAUAAACUUUGGCCUCAAGCAGAUCUGUUUCAAACGAAUCCAACACCGCCAUCAUAUACUUCAUGUGAUAGUCAUACAAAUGAAAAUAGUUGCUUGAUACUAUCAAAAAAAUCUAAAUGUAUCGGGUUAACAAUUUACUCCAAACGUCCUUUUGCGUUCGUUCGUCAUUUGCAUCAUGUAAACGAUUAUUGUCCACUAAGAAUCCUAAACACCAUUCAAAUAACAAUUCGAGUAUUUCGUGCAUGCACAGAAAACAAUAUUCGUACAGUAGCUAUUUAUUCAGCGGAAGAUGAAGGCCAAUUACAUCGCAUCAAAGCAGACGAAUCUUUUAAAAUUGGCAAAGGUUUAGCACCCAUUGCUGCUUAUUUAAAUAUUCCAGAAAUCAUCAAAGUUGCCUUGAAGAAUGAUGUCGAUGCUAUUCAUCCAGGUUAUGGCUUUCUUUCCGAGAAUGGCGAUUUCGCGAAAGCAUGUGAAGAAGCUGGUAUAAUCUUUGUCGGACCAUCACCAGAUGUUAUUUAUCGAAUGGGAAACAAACUAAAUGCACGACAAUCGGCUCUGGAUGCUAAUGUACCAAUCAUCCCUGGCACAACCGAAGCUGUUGAAGAUUUAAAUGCCGUUCGAGAAUUUGUUAAAGAACAUGGUUAUCCUGUGAUGUUGAAGGCAGCGCGAGGUGGUGGUGGUCGUGGAAUGCGUGUCGCAACGAAAGAAAGCGAAUUGGAAGAAGCGUUUCAACGAGCUUCAUCAGAAGCUAAAGCCGCCGUUGGUGACGGUCGAUUAUUUGUUGAGCGCCUUGUUUCUCAAGCACGACAUAUUGAAGUUCAAGUCAUUGGUGAUCAUUAUGGUAAUGUGGCACAUUUGUAUGAACGAGAUUGCUCUGUACAACGGCGUCAUCAGAAGGUCAUCGAAGUUGCGCCAGCAACAAAUCUAGAUCCGAAAAUUCGCGAACGUAUGACAGCAGAUGCUGUUCGUUUAGCUAAACUUGUUGGAUAUCAAAAUGCGGGCACCGUCGAAUUUCUUCUGGAUGAUCAAGGAAGACACUACUUCAUCGAAGUUAAUUGCCGUUUACAAGUUGAACACACAUGUUCAGAAGAAAUAACUGGAAUUGAUAUUGUUCAGUCGCAAAUCAAAAUAGCUGAAGGUGCACGAUUGGCAGAUCUAGGUCUGGAACAAGAUCAGAUUAAAAUCAUGGGUGCUGCUGUACAAUGUCGAAUGACAACAGAAGAUCCGGGGAAUAAUUUCACUCCCGAUGUCGGACGAAUCGAUGUCUUUCGAUCAGCAGAAGGAUUCGGUAUUCGUAUUGAUAGUGCUUCUGCGUAUACGGAUGCGGUUAUUAGUCCAUUUUACGAUUCAUUAUUAGUUAAAGUCAUCGCCCAUGCGCGCAAUCAUCAAGAAGCAUGUGCAAAAAUGGUUCGUGCACUUCAAGAGUUUCGUAUUCGAGGUGUCAAAACGAACAUUCCCUUCUUACUGAAUGUUCUUCAACACAAACAAUUUCUCGAAGGUUCAAUAACGACAAGUUUUCUUGAUGAAAAUCCAGUUCUAUUUAAAUUUAUACCUGCACAAAAUCGUGCACAAAAAUUACUCUCCUAUCUAUCGGAAAUUAUGGUCAACGGUCCAUUAACACCGUUGGGCACUGAUAUCAAACCAAUGGACAUCAAACCUGAACUUCCGCAUGUGAAGAAGAGAGAAAUUCCGAAUGGUUGGCGACAAGUCUUACUAAAAGAAGGACCACACGGCUUUGCUAAAGCUGUCCGCAGACAUCCACAAGCGUUGCUCAUGGAUACGACAAUGCGUGAUGCACAUCAGAGUUUGUUAGCCACACGUGUACGAACGCGUGAUUUGAAAAAAUCUGCUCCAUUUGUCGCCAAAAAUUUUUCUCAAUUUUUCAGUUUAGAAAACUGGGGAGGUGCCACAUUUGAUGUUGCUCUUCGUUUUCUUCAUGAAUGUCCAUGGGAACGUUUGAGUGAAUUACGUGAACUGAUUCCAAAUAUUCCGUUUCAAAUGUUGCUACGCGGCGCCAAUGCCGUGGGAUAUUCAAACUAUCCCGAUAAUGUCAUUGAUGCUUUCUGUCAAAUGGCUGUCGAUCAUGGCAUGGAUAUAUUUCGUGUAUUUGAUUCAUUAAAUUAUCUACCAAACAUGAAAGUCGGCAUUGAUGCUGUCGGAAAAGCCAAUGGUGUCAUUUCAGCCGCUGUUUGUUACACAGGUGAUGUGGCGGAUGGAACACGAACAAAAUACAACUUGGAUUAUUACAUUAAUUUCGUUGAUGAGCUGGUGAAAAUGGGCAUACACAUCUUAUCUAUCAAAGAUAUGGCGGGCUUAUUAAAACCUCGAGCGACGAAAAUGUUAAUCGAUGCUAUUCGACAGAAACAUCCUGACUUACCAAUUCAUUUACAUACACAUGACACGGCUGGUACCGGUGUGGCGAACUAUCUUGCAGCAUUCGAAGCCGGUGCUGAUAUCGUCGAUGUUGCCGUUGAUUCAAUGAGUGGCAUGACAUCUCAACCAACAAUGGGCGGUGUCGUUGCCGCCUUACAAAAUACCAAACAUGACACCGGACUUAACAUGGAUAAAGUUAAUGAAUACUCGGCAUUUUGGGAGCAAACACGUUUACUGUACGCACCAUUUGAAUGUACAACUACGAUGAAAAGUGGUAAUGCUGAUGUUUAUAAGAAUGAAAUUCCUGGUGGUCAAUACACCAACCUUCAAUUUCAAGCAUUUAGUCUUGGCCUUGGUUCACAAUUCGAAAAUGUGAAGAAAUCCUAUAUUGAAGCGAAUCAACUUUUAGGCGAUAUUAUUAAAGUAACACCGUCGUCGAAAGUCGUUGGUGAUCUUGCACAAUUUAUGGUUCAAAAUAAUUUAACAGCGAAAGAUGUUCGUGAACGCGCUGAAGAACUUUCGUUUCCAUCAAGUGUGGUGGAAUUUAUGCAAGGUCAACUUGGUCAACCGCAUGGUGGAUUUCCUGAACCACUUCGCACUCAAAUGUUAAAGGGAAAGAAAAAAAUCGAAGGACGUCCAGGUGCUGACGCCAUACCACUCGAUUUCGAUAAAAUUGAGAAAAAAUUGCAAGAGAAAUUCGGAGAAGACAUCAUUCGUAAAUGUGAUGUCAUGUCUUACGUGAUGUUUCCUAAAGUCUUGGAAGAAUAUAUCGAUUUCAAGAAACAAUAUGGUCCUGUUGACCUUUAUCCAACACGAGUCUUCUUUGUUGGACCCCGAAUGAAUGAAAUGAUGGACAUUGAAAUUGAGCAUGGCAAAGUUCUUCAUAUUGUCGUCAUGGCCAUCGGCGAACUAAUGCCAGCAACUGGUGAACGUGAAGUCUUCUUUCAAGUCAACGGUCAGUUACGAUCGAUGAAAGUGAAAGAUAAGGCUGCGCUCAAAGACCAUAAAGUUCACCCAAAAGUUGAUAAAAAUAAAAAGAAUCAAAUCGGUGCACCUAUGCCCGGUCAAGUACUCGAUAUCAAAACUAAAGUAGGUGACACGAUCAAAAAAGGUGAUACAAUUAUCGUAUUGAGCGCUAUGAAGAUGGAGACGGUCGUUAAAAGUGCUGUAGAUGGCAAAGUCAAAGAAAUUCAUGUACAAAUUGGCCAACAAGUUCAAGGUGAUGACUUAGUGGUGGAAUUGGAGUAG